GGGACGCGGGACGCGGCUUUGUGCAGGCGGGUCGCGGGGCGCCCAUGGCGGAGUGCGGCCGGGGGGGCGCCGCCGGCGGGGCCCUGCCCACCUCCCCGGGCCCGGCCCUCGGCGCCAAGGGCGCCCUGAAAGCCGGAGCUGGGGAAGGCGGCGGCGGCGGCGGAGGUCGCCUCGGCCACGGGCGGGCGCGCUGUGACAGCGGCGGGGUUUCCAACGGAGACUGCAGCCUCGGCGUGUCCGGGGAUGAAACCCCGGCCAGUCCGGCCAGGGGACCCCGUGGCGUGGCGCUCGCCCCGACAACCAGUCCAGCCGUCUGUCCCCUCCCCCGGGAGAGCAAGCCGGGCGGCCUGCCCCGCCGGAGCAGCAUCAUCAAGAUGCCAUUGUAACCUCUGCUGGAGCCUCAGGAGACUGCCUUCUGUGCCAAAACUUGGACUUUACAUUUACACCUUUCUCCUCUCUGCUUGGAAUUUCUCCUAGUCAUGUCUGAGUUCUUCAAAUAAUCACCUCCCACUUAGAAUGAAGUGGGUUUUUUGCUUUUUUUUUUCCUGCCUUCCAAUCACCAGUCUCCCAGUACCUCCAUACUGCCCCACCUCCUUCAUAGGCAACUGCGUUUUAUUCACCUCGAGUUUGUGAAAACACCUAGUUUAAUGUCUUGCAGACAGCAUGCAUUAAGUAUGUAUUUGUGGAACAAAUGUGUGAGUGAAUGAGUAAGCAGAGAUGAAUGACAGCUCAUCUUAUGGGUCUGAUGAAGAUGGUGUUAUGUGUCACUUCAGUGGGUUUCGAUUGAAAUGUAGAACUCAGUGGGCUGUGUACAUCAAAGAAGAAAUUUAUCUCAUGUACAUAAGUUUGGAGACAAUCAGAGGGAAGGAAAUAUCUUCAUUUAAAGUUGGAUCCAGGAGAUUGGAUUUUCUUCUAGAAUUUUCUCCAACAUGUUAAAUGAUGUUAAAUGUUUUAUGCUCCUGAAAUGAGUGGACCUUUGAAAUUUUCUUUUGAUUUAUAUUUUGCUAUCAAAGUUUUAAAAAGUAUGUCAAGAGAGUGUUACUAUUCAUUACAGCACUAGUAUCUUUUCUGGGAUUUUGUUUCUUUAAGAGACACAUGUCACUACACAUGACAUGUAUCACUAUACAAAGCUACACAGUUUUGCUUAUUACUUUUAUUGCAGUAUUGGGGGGUUGAGCCCAGGGCCUCACGCUUGCUAGUUUUUUGUUUAUUUUUAAGGAACUAAAUUACAUGUUUUAGUGGCAUUAAUAUUGGACUGUCAAAAGAUACUAAUUGGGAGUGCUGUGAAUUGAUAAUAAAGAAGAAAAUACCUGAGGACUUUAGAGUAUGAAUCCACAGAGCUGUAGAAGUGUGUCUCUAAUCCCUCAGCGGUUUUUUUUGUUUUAUUAUGCUUUGAAUUCUGUCCUUUGUUGUGAAACAAGGAUUGGAUAAAGAAGAAAUACAAAGAAAUGUUUUCUGUCCACCAUUUCCUGCAUCUCUUACCAGAAACUGCAAGGAGACACUACAUUCUCUUUACAGACAAGGAAACCAGUUCCAUAAAGUGAGAAUCUUCAAAUAAGGUCAUAGAGCUUUGGAAGAGGCAAAACCAACAUUGAGAGCAAGCUUGGAUAUGUUGAAAGUCCAUGUUUUUGACUGCUUUACCACUGCCAUCUACUCCUUGUUCUGAAACUUAUUUUUUGCUUUUUUUCCUCCUGUUUGUCUAAGCCCUUCUGGCUCCUUAACCUUAGAAGUUUCUAUCAGUUCUAAAAUAGAUGACUAAGUUCUAAUGAGAAGAAUUUGUCUUCUUGUGGCUAAAUCUUGGGAGGAGGCUAUGUGUAACUUAGGAUAUGAAGCCAAAGCCAUGGUCCUGGCUACUCUGCCCAGGUUUCUGUCUGAUCCACAGAUCAGGACUUGGACCUUUUUAUUCCCAUUGUCCUUUACUAUGAAUUCAGUAUUCAGGUAUUUUCUUGGAGUACGCUAAAUACACUGAUUUGAAAACUAGAAGUAUUAAAAUCCCAGAAACUAAGCAGCUGGGCUUAAGAGUAAUUAAUCAUGAAGAUUCAUGGGAUUUUUCAGAAUAGAGAGAGAACAUAUAAAAUUCUUUUGUAGUUAGAGAUACACAAGACCAUACUGAUUAGUACAUUUAGCUCCUAUCUAUGGUUGAGUUCAUUUAUUUGCAUAUUAGCAUAACAGAAUUGGAAAAAAAUUGUUAUGUAAUAUUGCAGUAUAUGGUUAUUAAUAGAAUACGAUAUGGUCUUACAGAUAGUUCUUUUUGUGUUUGUUUUUUGCUAUAGAUAGCUGCAUGUGUACACAUUCUACUUGUGUAUGUACAUACUCUGAAGACUCUGCUUAUAAAUAGUAAAGAUCAAGAGCUAACCCAAUAAUGUAGCAGUAGGUUGAUAUGAGCCGUGGGUUGUGAAAGAUUGAUGGGUAGCAGGUGUCUGGUCUCUAAAUUGAAAAUGCCCAGGAAGGGGUAGGUUAUAUUUAUGAGCAUUGCUGAUGAAGCUUCUGUUACUUUUGACCAAUUAGUGUGGCCACAGAGGGAUGAGUGACCUCAUUUGCAGCUAUUGUUAGAAUCACAAGGUAUAUGAUUCUCCCCAUAUGCUUUCCUGCUACCUUUUAUUUUUUAUCUCAGAAAAAACUCUGGUAUCCUGUGGGCACAGUAGAUAUAAAUUUUCAAAUUGUUUUAUGGUUUAAUGUUUAUUCUUGAAGAAAAUAAAAUGAGUUGCUUAGAUUGUUAUUUCUCAGUUAUGCUAGCAGUUUAUAUUAAGUGCCAAUGGAAUUAUUUAGGCAUUUUCAUCUUGGAAGUAAUUGGCUACCUAAUGAAAUAGUUUUAAGGAAAUGUUUAUCUUUGGAGUAUUUGAUGGUUUCUUGAAAGAAAUAUGUGCGCUAUUUUAAGGAUUUCUUUGUUUUAUGUAUAUUGCCAUAAAUAAUUUUCUAUGCAUUAAAAAUACUGUUAGGGCCAGGCAGCCUGUAAUCAUAGCUACUUGGAAGGCAGAGAUUGGGGAGAUUGCUGUUUAAGGCCAGCCCAGGCAAAAAGUUCUCCAGAUCAAGAUAUAUAAAUAUCCAGUUAAUUAAUUCAGCACCAUUAAUUUGAAAAUCUCAUUCUCCACUGUACUGCAUUGGCCCUUUGUCAUAACAAGUGACUGGUUAUAUGUGGGUCUGUUUGGGGAAUCUGUAUUGUUACAUCAGUGUAUUUGCCAGUCCUUGUGUUCAUACCACAGUGUAUUACCUACAAGGUAUAUGCACAACAGAAAAUAAAGGUUAUAAAUGUGUAUGAAAAGACAUGUGCAAAAAUGCUCACCAAACACUGACCGUACCAGCCCCAAAUUAUAAACAGCAACCCAAAUGCCAAGCUUAUAAGGUAGCAUAUUAUGUAAUGAAAUACUGUAGAGAAAAAGAAAAGAUAAGAAAGAAUGGAAGACAGACGACAAUAGAUGACAGCUAUGUGUACCACUUACAACUCUUAAGCAUAAUGUUGAAGAAAAGAAGCCAUACACAAAAGAAUGCAUACUGUUAUUCCAUUUACAUAAAGUUCAAAAGCAGGCUGAUUUGGGCUAAUAAAAGAAUAGUGGUUACAUUGGGGAAUAAUGAUUGAGAAGGGAGCCAAGGGACCUUCCGGGUGCCAUAAUGCUUGGCUUCUGGAUCUGGGCGGCGGGGCAGGGGGCGGUUCCACAUGAAUUUACUUUGUAAAAGUCCAUUAAUCUGUGCAUUAAGGAGUUUUCUGGAGGUAUAUUAUACUUUGGUAAAUAAGUUGACUUUUAAACUUAUUAAACGUGGACAUCAAUCAAAUUCCGGUCUGCUGGAAUUACUUCCCUCUGCCUGCUUAGGGAUGAGCCUUUUCCAGUCUGUGGGUCAACAGAUAAAGAGUGCUGCAGGGUGUUGCUGCAGGAUGCUUGUGCGUGUUAAGACCUAGAGCCUGAGCUGAGCAGUGGUGUGGAGGUGGGAGAGGGCCAGCUUGCUGGAUGACCUCGAAGACUGGCUCUUUCCUGCACUGUGGUGAGGACACAGAGGAGCUGGGCCCAGGUGGGAAGUUGACAGUGGUGAAGAGUGCAUUGGUCAUUGCAGUCAUCUUAUUCUGUGGUUGCAAUGGCUCAGAUUUUUUAAUGGUUUGUAAGUGUAGUUUUGAGUUUUGAUUCCUUCAGGUGUGCUCGAAUGUUUAAUAUUCAAGUGUGCUGCUCAUAUAGAAGUUUUGCUAACUGCCCCCGCUUUAUGGACAAAAGGGAGAGUUGUUUGAUGACUACUGAUCUUGGAUCCUACAUGAUUACCAGGUGGUUUUAGCUCUACUGUACACCAGUUUUGUCCCAUGUAAAUAUUCUGUCAGGUAGAGAAGCUGGGAAAGAAAACAUUACAUCUUCAUCUGGGUCAUUUUAGGACAUACUGGAAUUAUCUGGUAUGGUUCCCACCCCACUCCAAUUAAAUCAGAAUCUCGAGGGGUUUCCUAAAGCAGGCAGGGAGAUUUUAAGGGGUAGCCAGAGUUAAGAAUAUCUGCAAAACCUUUCUCAUAUGGUGGGGUCUAGAGAACCCUGUUAACUCUGUUAGAGAUGAGAGAACAAAUAGCUCCAGAAUCCUGCAGGUGACAGAUAGUGGUGACCCUGUGACUGAGAGAUGGUAGGGAGAAGGAUUAAACUUUCAACUCUUUUGGAUUUUUUUCUUCAAGGAGUCCAGUUCACUUUUUUUUGAGGGGUAUAAAAUAUCAAUGAAAGGGAAAGAUUCCUUAGUUAAAUUUGGAGAAAUGGAUUUUAUAUUUGAAAGUGGUAAUCUGUGUGCUAAUCACUGUGCCAUAAGGAUUUUUUUUUUCUUUUGAUCCAGGGAAGGUAUAAAAGCAUGUUGUAUCAGUUACCAAACAAAGACCCUGGUUGGUUGUUUGGAGUCUUAGUCUACCUGGAGUAGUCAUCACUGUGCAGCCAGUGUUUCCUGGUGCUUUUCCUGGGGCUGUUUUGCUAACCUCAGCCACUGAGGAGAGGAGAGCGGUCUGUGUACCUAUGUUACUCUGUGUCUUGGAGGGAGAGCAUCCCCAGAAGGAAUAGUUUUUAGAAAGAACUAAUGUGACAGAGACAUGAGCACUAUUCCUGGAGAGAGGUAAUUGGAUACUUCAACCUUUGCUGAAACAAAUACUUUUCCUUUAACCAUCUCAUCUUGUGAUCCAAUAGUACACCUUACAUUUAGCAAGUGCUGUUUACUCAGAGAAGAUUGUAUAGUGACUCUUGCCAAACAGGUGUCUUUUGGAAUGGGUAAUUUACACUGGGAGGUAUGUUCCAGUGCCCCUCCUUAUGAUGGGCUGACAGGCUGGGCUGGUGAGUCAUGACCUUGGGGUGAAUGUGGAUUUUCUGAAUGCCAGAGCAUUUUCCUCUUGCCAUGUUGUGGUCAGGAAGAGUGAACAUUGAACUCCCAGUGUCUAUAUAAUUAUUUUAUUGACUGCAAAGUAGUAACAUGAAAAUUUCAGUUUUCACAUGUUUGUAGCCUUAGUUAUAUGGUAUGUACUCUUUUUUCCUCUUAACUUGACUGUGCAAUUGGGAGGUCAUCAUUAUUCCUACUUAUUUUCUUGGGUCAGUAUUUUUGUCUUGUGAAUUUACAUUGGUGAAUUUUCUAGCAGAGACGCUCAUGCCUCUCACUUGUCUUAAGUAGGCAUCAAGGAAGAGAAAUGAUGUAGUGAGAAGGCUGAGUUUUGGGGGACUCCUGUUCAAAGGGUGGAAGGGAACCCACAGUUUGGCAACUGCAGAAGUAUCCUGGAGCUGUCUUGAUCUUGAUUGUGGCCUUCUUGUCAACAUACAUACCUCUAACAGGCAGCUUUAUUUGCUUAGUUCUAAACCAGAGAUAGUCGCAAUGAACUUUAGCAUUCUUUGGUAGGAAGAGGAAGCCUGUAAGCUCUGAUAAGUC
Castor canadensis (American beaver) is the source of this 5859-nucleotide messenger RNA. Lineage: Eukaryota; Metazoa; Chordata; Mammalia; Rodentia; Castoridae. The record is from RefSeq and is a predicted model, not a curated record.